Molecule: messenger RNA, 2963 nt
Organism: Contarinia nasturtii (swede midge)
Lineage: Eukaryota; Metazoa; Arthropoda; Insecta; Diptera; Cecidomyiidae
Gene: Acn
Product: apoptotic chromatin condensation inducer in the nucleus
Exons: 5
Coding region: 222-2459 (745 amino acids)
Molecular function (GO): RNA binding
Source: RefSeq, a predicted model, not a curated record
UUUGUGUAAAUGCAAAAUGGCGUCCUUAGUUUGAUGCUGUACAUUCGAUUUACACACACAUUUUACAUUAUUUUAGCCAAUUAAUAUCAAUUUUCACGUAAUCACAUCAAUAAAAAAUUCAUUUGUGAACAUAAAGCACUUGAUUGUCAAUUACAAAUUAAUAAAAUUGUGUGAAUAAUUUUGUGUAAAAAAAAUUGUGUUUGGUUUUUGUACGGGCAAGUAUGCGUCGAAAAAGUGAGCGAACUGUGAAAAGUUCGCCGAUAAAAAAAUCAGAGCCAACCAGUCGACGAUCAACGCGUCGUGGUCGUAAAUCACCGGAAAAAUCGGUGAAUGAAGAAGAAAGUGAACAUUCAAGUGAUCAAGCAUCCAGUUCGGAGAAUGAACCAGAAGAGGUACCACCACUGAAACGAACACGACGCACAAGUCGCACCAUUGAAAAAUCAUCGUCAGCCGAAGAGGUCAGGGCAACAACAACAACACGAACCCGGCGUGCGCGCGGUACUGCCAAAAAAGAUGCAGAUAUUCCAGAAGAAGAAAAUGUCGUCGAUGGGGAACAAAAUGCCGUCACCGAUGCCGAGCCAACAUUGAGUGAAAUCGUUGAAGAGACAAACAUCGAAAAAGUCGAAACAACCAAUAGCAGUGGUGUUGACAGUUCAACCGAACCGGCACCCAUUAACCAAACUCCAAUCGAAGAUAGCAACAAUAGUGCACCAGAUGAUAAUGAAAAAGAAAUAACACCAUCAAAAGAAACCGAAAAUAAUCAAGAGCCGGAAGAAAAUGAUGAAAAUGCAACUACAAUUGAAAUAAAGCCGGAUAUCAGUGAACCGGUUGAGUCUACCAAAACGCGUCGGCGUACAUUAAAACGACUGGAACGAGAAAUUAGUAACGAGGGUACGCCGCAGGUGGCUGAAGAAAAAACGACAAACGAACAAAAUGAAAAUGAGGUAGAUUGUCAUGAGAAAUCACCGAAAAAACUAUCAAACGACCAGAUUAAAAGUUCAGAUGAUUCCAAAUUGGUUGACCAAUCCGAGGUGGAACUACAAAAUGGUAAUGUGGUGAACAGCGAUGCUGCUGAUACAACUGCUAAGGAUACAACAGCCAGUGAGACGGACUCGAGAACGAAAUUAAAUAAGAAAAAACCAAUCGUACGGAAGCGGAAAUGGUUGACAAAUAAAACUGCCGCCCCAAAAGUACAAGAGAUUGCAAUAUCAACAGAUUCAUUGAAGGGGCUAAUAUCGGAUGUAAAGCCGGUACCAUUGAGCGAUGUUAAAUUGGAUUCGUCGCCCGAAAUCGAUCGUGAAUCGGAUGUUAUUGUAAGCUCCACAUCGAUAGAUUAUAAUCGUCGUAGCGAAGAGCAUUUAGUUGAAUCAACCGAAGAUGCUAACGCCGUUAAUAUCACAACAUCACGAAAAAUAUCCAUUGUCAAUGAAUCGGAGGGCGAACCAUUGAGCCCAGCAAAGCACAGUCCAUGUAAUAUUCUCUAUAUUACCAAUUUAGUUCGACCGUUCACGGUUCUUCAACUUAAAAGUUUGCUACAAAGAACUGGCAAAAUUGCCGAAGAUGGAUUUUGGAUAGAUAAAAUUAAGUCCAAGUGCUUUGUUAAAUAUGAAACCGAAGAUGAAGCGAUUGAAACACGACAUGCACUACACGGAAUACGUUGGCCAACAUCAAAUCCGAAAAAUUUAAAUGUCGAUUUUGGCACCGAAAGUCUGAUGGAAAAGGCUAUUGCAUCUACAGCUGAUGAAAUCAAACCGAAUAUUUUAUCUCGAGACGAUCGUAUCGCUAGCUCAGUUGAUCUACAUGAAUCCACUCGCGAUAAGGUUGCGGUAGCUGAACGACCGGUACGUGAAUGGGAUUUAGGUAAAAAAGAUUCACACAGACCGCGAGAAGUGGAACGUGUUGACAGGGAAAAGGAACGCGAACAGAAGCAAACGCGUGAAAUCGGCCGUGACAAUGAAAGAGAACGUGAACGAGACAGAGACCGCGAGAGAGAUCGUGACCAUCGUGGUGACAGAGACCGAGGUGAACGACGAAGACGAUCAGCAUCGAUUUCACCGAGUCGUAGAUAUACAAAGAAGGAUAAUGAACCACCGUUACGUUUAUUGGACGAUCUUUUCCGUAAGACAAAAACAACGCCUUGCAUCUAUUGGUUGCCAUUGACAUCUGAACAGAUUGCAGUUCGUAUUGAAGAGCGUAAGAAGGCAUUUGAACGGCGUGAGGCAUUGAGAAAAGAGCGAGAACGUGAAGAUGCUGAAGAGCGUGAAAGACGCCGGGAGAAGCGUCGAGAAGAAUCGCGUGAAAAGCGUCGAGAAGGGUCGCGUGAAAAGCGCCGAGAAGAGUCACGGGACCGAGAAAAGCGUCGUGAAUCUCGCGACAGAGAGAAACGUCGAGAUGAUUCGCGCGAAAGACGAGAUCGAGUUGCGCCCAGAGAUGACCGAGAUAAGCGUAGGCGCUACUAAGGUGGUUCAAAAAUAUGCAAUUUAAACCAAACUAAACCAAACCGGGUCGAAAAUCAGAUCAUAAUUCAACUGUUUUUUGAUAAGUAAACACACAUUUUAUUUUCAAUCUUGAACUAUCGUCGAACCAUUGCCAAAUUUAAGCAAAGAUUAAAUUUUCCUUUAAAUAAAGUCACUGAUUCUCAUCUGAUAUUUGCAUGAACUUCUCAACGGUUCGACGAUUAUUUUCAAUUGACAAUAUUUCAAACAUGAACUUUCAAAAUAAACUAUAAACAAAAAAAAACCUUCAUAGGAAACCCAAAAAUAGUCGAUCACACUGAUCACGUAAUAAAAUUGAAAGACUUGUUAUUGUAUACAUACUCAAUUGGUAGAAAGCUAAAUUUAAGAAAAACUUCUCUAUCAUCGAGUCUAUUUACGCCACACAAAGAACCAUAUUGCAAGAGCACUAAUAUUUGAUGCAAAAAAAAUGUAAAAUGUGAAAACCAAUAAUUCAAUUGUUUCGUGAAA